AUGCCGGAGGUGACUCUGAAAGGCGCUGCCACUUCUAAGAAGGGUUUCAAGAAAGCGGUUACUAAAGUCCAGAAGAAAGAAGGGAAGAAACGGAAGAGGUCUCGUAAAGAGAGCUAUUCUAUUUACGUGUACAAGGUGCUGAAGCAGGUCCACCCAGACACCGGCAUUUCCUCAAAAGCCAUGAGUAUCAUGAAUUCUUUCGUCACGGAUAUCUUCGAGCGCAUCGCGGGGGAGGCGUCGCGGCUGGCGCAUUACAACAAGCGCUCAACCAUCACCUCCAGGGAGAUCCAGACGGCCGUGCGCCUGCUGCUGCCCGGGGAGCUGGCCAAGCACGCUGUAUCCGAGGGCACCAAGGCCGUCACCAAGUACACCAGCUCCAAGUAA
Messenger RNA from Galeopterus variegatus (Sunda flying lemur), 384 nucleotides. Its product is annotated as histone H2B type 1-A. The coding region runs from base 1 to 384 and encodes 127 amino acids. The record is from RefSeq and is a predicted model, not a curated record. Gene Ontology annotation, cellular component: nucleosome. The transcript has a single exon. Gene Ontology annotation, molecular function: protein heterodimerization activity; structural constituent of chromatin; DNA binding. Lineage: Eukaryota; Metazoa; Chordata; Mammalia; Dermoptera; Cynocephalidae.